This is a messenger RNA of Lycium ferocissimum, 1078 nucleotides long. RefSeq names its product transcription factor ILR3. The record is from RefSeq and is a predicted model, not a curated record. Gene Ontology annotation, molecular function: DNA-binding transcription factor activity; protein dimerization activity. The transcript has 5 exons. Lineage: Eukaryota; Viridiplantae; Streptophyta; Magnoliopsida; Solanales; Solanaceae. Gene Ontology annotation, biological process: regulation of DNA-templated transcription; intracellular iron ion homeostasis. Bases 165 to 869 code for a protein of 234 amino acids.
CACGCAAAGCCAAUAUGUAGAAAUAAUAAAAAGAAAAAGAAAUACCGAAUUUUUCCCAAUCGUCAAAUUCCCAAAUUCCUUUCCCAAUCGAAAACAGUAAUUAAAAACCCUAAUUUGUAAAUUAGCAUUUUAUCCCCAAUUAUUUUCCGGUGAGUUGAUCGGAGAUGGUUUUACCGGAAAAUACAAACUGGCUUUAUGAUUACGGGUUUGAAGAUAGCUCCGUACCUGAUUCGAAUUUCUCAGCUACUGCAUCUGGCUUUAAUUGGAAUUUGAAUGGUUCAAGAAAUCUUAGUGCUGAGAUUGAUGGGUCAAUUGGUGAAUCAGAUUACCCGAAGGAAAGUGGUUCUAAGAAACGGGCAAGAGUUGAAUCAUGUGCUCCAACAAGUUCCAAAGCUUGCAGAGAGAAACUGCGGAGAGAUAGGCUAAAUGACAAGUUCAUGGAAUUGGGUGCACUCCUUGAGCCUGGCAGGCCCCCAAAAACAGACAAAUCUGCUAUUCUGGUGGAUGCUGUUCGCAUGGUGACCCAGUUACGUGAUGAAGCUCAAAAGUUGAAAGACUCAAAUUUGAAUCUGCAAGAAAAGAUAAAGGAGCUAAAGGUCGAGAAAACCGAACUUCGAGAUGAGAAACAGAGGCUUAAGGCUGAAAAGGAGAAGCUAGAGCAACAACUAAAGACUACCAGUGCGCAGCCUGGUCUGCAACCUGGUUUCUUGCCUCCUGCCAUACCUGCUGCAUUUGCUGCUCAUGGUCAAGUUCCAGGAAGCAAGCUGGUGCCAAUCAUGAGUUACCCUGGUGUUGCUAUGUGGCAAUUCAUGCCUCCUGCUGCUGUCGAUACUUCACAGGACCACGUGCUCCGUCCUCCAGUUGCUUAAAUUGUGGAAGCAAGCUAAAGCCUAAAAUGGUUGACUUUUACUGUCCGGUUAAAUUAAUCGUGUAGUCAAAUGCCCUCCGGUUGUACUAGUUUUGGCUCAACUUCCCUUACUGUAUUCGGUGGAUGAUAAUUGUGAUUUUUGAACUAUUAAUGGGUUAAUGUUGGCUUUAUGUGUAAAAUUUAAUAAAUUUAACCAGGACAUGACCUCUA